AUGUACCAAACUUUGCCAUCAGAAGCCCUUGGAUCUGAAAGAUGAUAACACCGAAAUUCACUGUCCUGUUACAGUAAAUCCAUGGCAUAUGAAGAAAGCUUUUAAAGUUAUGAAUGAAUUAAGAAGUCAAAACUUGCUGUGUGAUGUGACGAUAGUAGCUGAAGACAUGGAAAUUGCAGCGCAUAGAGUUGUGCUAGCCGCCUGCAGCCCCUACUUCCAUGCCAUGUUUACAGGUGAGAUGAGUGAAAGCCGAGCAAAGAGAGUUCGAAUAAAGGAAGUCGAUGGCUGGACUCUAAGGAUGCUUAUUGAUUAUAUUUACACUGCUGAAAUUCAAGUUACAGAAGAAAAUGUGCAGGUACUGCUCCCAGCAGCUGGUCUCUUGCAACUGCAGGAUGUGAAAAGGACUUGCUGUGAAUUUUUGGAAUCCCAGCUUCAUCCUAUCAACUGCUUGGGGAUUCGUGCUUUUGCUGACAUGCAUGCAUGCACAGAUCUCUUGAACAAGGCCAACACAUAUGCAGAACAGCACUUCUCUGAUGUUGUACUUAGUGAAGAAUACCUCAAUCUUGGUGUAGAGCAGGUGUGCAGUCUUAUAUCCAGUGACAAACUUACAAUUGCCUCAGAAGAGAAGGUAUUUGAAGCAGUGAUAGCGUGGGUAAACCAUGACAAAGAUGUAAGGCAGGAGCUAAUGGCACGCCUGAUGGAGCAUGUUCGGCUGCCUUUGCUUUCCCGGGAAUAUUUAGUUCAGAGAGUUGAAGAGGAAAUACUGGUUAAGAACAGCAGCGCUUGUAAAGAUUACCUCAUUGAAGCUAUGAAGUAUCACUUGCUGCCAACUGAGCAACGAGCAUUGAUGAAAAGCACUCGAACAAAAUUGAGAACACCCGCUAGCCUUCCAAAAUUGAUGAUGGUGGUUGGAGGACAGGCACCAAAGGCAAUUCGCAGUGUUGAAUGCUAUGAUUUUAAAGAAGAACGCUGGCAUCAGGUGGCUGAAUUGCCCUCCAGAAGAUGUAGAGCGGGAAUGGUGUACAUGGGAGGCAUGGUUUAUGCUGUUGGUGGUUUCAACGGUUCUUUGAGAGUUCGCACAGUAGAUUCCUAUGAUCCGGUGAAGGACCAGUGGACAAGUGUUGCUAAUAUGCAAGACAGGAGAAGCACACUGGGAGCAGCUGUAUUAAAUGGCCUUCUUUAUGCUGUGGGAGGAUUUGAUGGGAGUACAGGUUUAUCAUCAGUCGAAGUUUACAACUUAAAGACUAAUGAGUGGUUUCAUGUAGCUCCAAUGAACACAAGAAGAAGUAGUGUUGGUGUAGGUGUUGUUGGCGGUAAACUGUAUGCUGUUGGUGGUUACGAUGGGGCGUCACGUCAGUGCCUUAGUUCAGUGGAAUGCUAUGAUGCUAAUACAAACGAGUGGACCUAUGUUGCAGAAAUGAGCACUAGGCGGAGUGGAGCAGGUGUUGGAGUGUUAAACAAUUUAUUGUAUGCGGUAGGUGGUCAUGACGGUCCUUUGGUAAGAAAAAGUGUUGAAGUCUUUGAUCCUGUCGCCAGUACAUGGAAGCAGGUUGCAGACAUGAACAUGUGCAGAAGGAAUGCAGGUGUUUGUGCUGUAAAUGGUCUCUUGUAUGUAGUUGGAGGAGAUGAUGGCUCCUGUAAUUUAUCAACAGUGGAAUAUUAUAAUCCAACAACUGAUAAAUGGACAGUAGUGUCAUCUUGUAUGAGUACAGGAAGAAGCUAUGCAGGUGUUACAGUUAUUGACAAACCAUUAUGAUCAGUAAAGGGAUUUUCAACUUGAUUAUGCACUAGAAGCAGUCUUCAACAAGUGUAUUUGAAGUGACUGAAUAUCUAAGCACUUCUCUACUUGUAGCUGCACCUUGAGUCACAGUGGAAGAUGUGGCUGUCUACAAUUACAGAUGACAGAUGAUGAAGAUUACUCUAGGUAGAAGCAAUGCGUAGGAUUAUUCUGCAGUUGAGCAGAAGCUGAUUGAAUUUUUGAAGUCUAGUGGACCAUUUCUUUUUUAU
Messenger RNA from Gavia stellata (red-throated loon), 2007 nucleotides. It is a transcript of the gene KLHL2, whose product is annotated as kelch like family member 2. The record is from RefSeq and is a predicted model, not a curated record. Gene Ontology annotation, molecular function: protein binding. The transcript is spliced from 14 exons. Lineage: Eukaryota; Metazoa; Chordata; Aves; Gaviiformes; Gaviidae. The coding region runs from base 89 to 1756 and encodes 555 amino acids.